Carassius gibelio (silver crucian carp) is the source of this 1609-nucleotide messenger RNA. Its product is annotated as immediate early response gene 5 protein-like. The coding region runs from base 281 to 1096 and encodes 271 amino acids. The record is from RefSeq and is a predicted model, not a curated record. The transcript has a single exon. Lineage: Eukaryota; Metazoa; Chordata; Actinopteri; Cypriniformes; Cyprinidae.
CGGUCUCAUUCCUCCCUAGACCAUUGUCGGGUGCUGGAGGGAAUGUGUGAGGUGUUCAAAACUCCUACACUCACCCAAAAAUAAUACUAAUAUUGUAUUUUGUGAACAAGAAUGAGGCUUAUGUCAACAAAAUACGGGACGAUUUGAUCUACAGGAGGAAAAUACUAAUUGGACGUUAUUUAUUAACGCAUUUCUUAGCCGCUGGCUUUGAGGAGAAUCCUGAGACGAAAUCAAAGGCGAACUUUCUACCUCUGUGAACUUAACCAUACUGAUUCCAGCCAUGGAAUACAAAGUGGAAGCCCAUCGGAUUAUGAGUAUUUCCUUAGGGAAAAUCUACAACUCGCGCGUUCAACGGGGCGGCAUUAAACUGCAUAAAAACCUCCUAGUUUCGCUGGUCCUUCGCAGCGCGCGUCAGGUCUAUCUGAGCGACUACUACAGCGGCGCGUGUCUGAAUGCUGCUCAGAGCCAGCGCGAAGGGAACGAAUGGGAGGAGAAAUUCCCGCCCUCCACAACCGAAUGUGACCGAGUACAGAGCCCAGAGGAACCUCAACAAGACGCGCUGCCCGAGAAAGAGCGGGAAUAUCGCGAAAACGACGAUGCGGUGAAAUCAGACCAGGUGGAUUGUACUUCCACUUUACAACAGGAGCAAAACCAAAACUCUUCGCUGGACUCUGUCACAUAUGUUUCCUCUGAAACACGGCCGGAAACCAUUAUCGUGCCCAAGGAGAGUCCCUCGGACAGUACAGAAGAAGCAGAACGCGACUCGACGCCAGAAGCGAACGGGGAAUCACAUCAACCACCCGAAAAGCAUGUUUGUUCAAACAGGAAAAGAAGCGCGGAUGAGACAGAAAGUGGCGAUUCGUCUAAAAAAAGGGUCAAAGUUGGUUCCUCAAACGCUAAAGAGGACGAGGAAGCCGAAGAGAUGGACACGAGUAACGUGUCCAACCUCAUUACGAUAUUUGGUUCCGGUUUCUCAGGACUUCUCAGCAAAGACGGCGCUAAAGCCGAGUCUGAAGCAGAGGAUAGUGGACAAAUCUGCUGCGACCAAAUGCUGAAGAACCUAAACCCGUGGAGUACAGCGAUAGUAGCUUUCUAACUGUAUUGUACUGUACUGUACUUGUUAUCCGGGUUGAUCUGAGCGCAUUGGGAACACGUGGUCAGGCCCCACAUCGUAGCAUGGGACUUCCCAGCCAAGCGUGUGUGGUGCUACCAAAGUACAAGCUCCGUUUGGCCUUUUAAGAUGUCCGGGCAUGCCUUUUUGUGAAGGCGCAAUCUGAAUAUGCUGGUGCUACUACUUGGGAUCUACUACAGUCCUUGAAGUGUUGAACUCUCAGACAUUAUAAAGCCAAGCGAGGAGUGGUAUUACAACAUAUGCAAAUGUGUCAUGAAGGUCAUGUUACAUUGUCACUGAACCGAUCCAGGGGUCGAUCACAGAAACUUGACUGGAUGAAGUUUAGACCACUGUUUUGACGUCUUUGUUUUAAAAAGACCUGUACAUUCUGUAAUAUUCGAGUGUGUGUAUAUAUUGUCUGUCGCAUUCUGAAUCUAUGUAUUUUGGUAUCAUGACAAUUUACGUGGUGCUCACGUAUUAAAACAAUGUGAAAUGACA